AUGUUCCGACCUAUCGCUCAAAACGCCGUCCGAAUCGCCGCCCGGGGAACCCGUUCGGCCGCUACCCUCCAGACCGAGGGCGUCAAGGGUCAGGACUUCAAGGCUCUCCGAAACGGAGUCAAGGAGCACGCUCACGGUACCACCGACCUCUGGAGGAAGAUCAGCUUCUACGUCUGCAUUCCCGGUAUCGUCGUUGGUGCCCUCUGGGUCAAGCAGGUCGAGGAUGAACACGCUGCCCACCUCGAGCACAUGAAGCACGACAACGACGGCGAGAUGCCCGAGCGAACUGUCUACCCUUACAUGAACAUCCGCAACAAGCCCUUCCCUUGGGGUGAACAGGCCUUGUUCUUCAACCCCAAGGUCAACAUCCCCUCGGAGGCUCCCUGA
This is a messenger RNA of Filobasidium floriforme, 387 nucleotides long. RefSeq names its product putative X15341 cytochrome C oxidase subunit. Gene Ontology annotation, cellular component: mitochondrial inner membrane. Lineage: Eukaryota; Fungi; Basidiomycota; Tremellomycetes; Filobasidiales; Filobasidiaceae. Gene Ontology annotation, molecular function: enzyme regulator activity. The record is from RefSeq and is a predicted model, not a curated record. The transcript is spliced from 10 exons. The coding region runs from base 1 to 387 and encodes 128 amino acids. Gene Ontology annotation, biological process: mitochondrial electron transport, cytochrome c to oxygen.